Messenger RNA from Penicillium vulpinum, 1428 nucleotides. It is a transcript of the gene pdeA, whose product is annotated as 3',5'-cyclic-nucleotide phosphodiesterase PDE1. The transcript has 4 exons. The coding region runs from base 1 to 1428 and encodes 475 amino acids. Gene Ontology annotation, biological process: cGMP catabolic process; cAMP catabolic process; negative regulation of glucose mediated signaling pathway. The record is from RefSeq and is a predicted model, not a curated record. Gene Ontology annotation, molecular function: 3',5'-cyclic-GMP phosphodiesterase activity; 3',5'-cyclic-AMP phosphodiesterase activity. NCBI's taxonomy places the organism in Eukaryota, Fungi, Ascomycota, Eurotiomycetes, Eurotiales, Aspergillaceae.
AUGUCGAUGAUGGGCGAGACCGACCCCAAGGCAGCAUUCCAAGUCAUUGUCUUGGGCCCAACUGGUGGACCCCGUGAAGAUAGUGUUACAGGCAUUCUUGUUCGGUCAACGUCGACGAAAUGGUCUUCAAACUCGGUGGUAGCUGUUGACGCAGGUACCCUUCUUGCCGGUAUCAUUCGAUUGCUGGAAGGAUACAUCCCCGAAUGCAAGGAUGAUCAGGGGAUAAUGACAAGUGGGCCCUUUCAGGGGCUUGAGCUGCCCUACAGAACCGCACAGGCAAACGCAGCUCAUGUAUUUCGCGAAAUCAUCGGUGCUGUUCUCAUCACGCAUCCUCAUCUAGACCAUAUUUCAGGGCUCGCUAUUAAUACACCAAUUCUGGAGGCCGGUAACGGACCAAAGCCUGUAGCUGCUUUACCGUCUGUGUUAUCUGCCAUCAAAAACCACAUGUUCAACGAUGUCAUUUGGCCUAACUUGUCGGACGAGGACGGCGGGGCUGGUCUGCUCACAUAUCAGCGCCUGGUGGAAGGUGGGAACCCUCGUUUCGGUCGUGGAGAGAGUAGAGGUCAUGGCCGGUGCAAGCAGCGAUACCAUCCAGAAAGCGGGACCCAUCAUCGAGUUGGAAGUACCGUCUUUUCUGAUCACCAAUUGAUGCUUCCCUCCAGGGCGAUUUCAGUGGACCAUACCGAUAGUUUUUAUUCUCCCGCUCGCUCCCCUCGUCUACUCCCAUCCAACAAAGAGCCAAUGAUGGCAACAGUCGAAAGCUCGGCCUUCUUCCUGCGCGAUCAUCACACCGGCUGCGAGAUCAUUGUCUUCGGUGACGUCGAGCCCGACUCGGUAUCUAUGGGAACCCACAACAAACGAGUUUGGGAAACCGCCGCAUCCAAAAUCGCUAUGGGCAAACUACGAGCGAUCUUCAUCGAGUGUUCCUACAAUGACAGCACCGAUGAUUCAUAUCUGUACGGCCACAUGUGUCCGCGACAUCUAGUCUCUGAGCUCAGUGUGCUAGCCAACAGAGUCGUGGAAGUGCGGGAUUCGAACACUGGCAUGAAAAAGCGCAAGCGCGAACCUGUAGGCCCGAGCAGCAGCGAGCAAGUGAGCCCUCGGAAUUUAAGUUCUGUCGAUAAAGACAGAACCUCCGAGUCGCUCAUCGAGCCUCCAUUACAUCCUAGCGAGUCAUUCGAGAUUCCCCAGAUCCCCAGAGUGGAUUUCGGAGAUAUUCUGGAAAAUCCAGACCCUGAGACUUGGGCUGAUACUACGCCACUUCCUCUAGAGGGAUUACGGGUCUACAUUAUUCACAUCAAGGAGAAUCUUACUGAUGGGCCUCAUCCUGGAGAACAGAUCCUGAAGGAGCUCCAGGAUCAUGGUGAAGCAGCCCAUCUAGGUUGUGAAUUCUUUAUCCCGAAUCCUCUUGAGGGAAUAUGGAUUUGA